Messenger RNA from Hypanus sabinus (Atlantic stingray), 1164 nucleotides. RefSeq lists its product as uncharacterized. Lineage: Eukaryota; Metazoa; Chordata; Chondrichthyes; Myliobatiformes; Dasyatidae. The coding region runs from base 214 to 1164 and encodes 316 amino acids. The transcript is spliced from 2 exons. Gene Ontology annotation, molecular function: nucleic acid binding; zinc ion binding. The record is from RefSeq and is a predicted model, not a curated record.
ACACGCCCCUGCUGACUGCUCCUGUGGCUCCUCCCACAGGCCCCUGUAUAAAGGAGACCUGCGGCCUGACGCUCGGCCUCAGUCUCCAGGACCUUGUAUGAUAGACACUCACUCCUGGUUCCUUCUUCCAGUCAAUAAAAGCCGAUAUCUCGCCUACGUCUCAGUGUGAGUUAUUGAUGGUGCAUCAAUUUUAUUGACUGGAAGUUUUAAAACAUGGAACCCGUUUUGCGUCCGGACCGGUUGGAUUUGGACCCUCAAGACCCUGACGCAGCUCUCGCUUUUGAACACUGGCUUGCAUGCUUCCAAUCGUACUUGGCGGAGCUUCGUGCGACUGAACCCGCCGUUAUGCACAGAAUCCUACUCUCGAGGGUCACCCCCAAAGUUUACUCCUUUAUCCGGGACCUGCCGACCUACGAAGGGGCACUGGACGCCCUCAAACGACAGUACCUGCGGCCGGUGAACACCGUCUACGCAAGACAUCGCUUAGCUACCCGGCAACAGCGGCCUGGCGAAUCGUGCGCUGAGUUUCUCCGAGCACUACAGACACUCGUCCGAGCUUGUGACUGCAAGACGCUCACGGCUGAACAGCAUGCGGAGCUGCUGGUGCGAGACGCCUUUGUGACGGGACUGAGGUCAGUGUACAUGCGCCAGCGGCUGCUGGAGAACUCGGAUCUUACCUUAAGCUCGGCGAUAGAGAAGGCCAACGCUCUAGAAGCUGCGCGGCAUAACGCCGACGCUGUCCAGUCGCGCGAUUCCCCGCCGGUUUCGUGGACGCCUCAGACCCCGCCACCGCCGGCUCCCGGGAGCGAAUUCGCCAACGCCGCUGCCAGUCGCGAUUCCACGAGCUCCCCGACCCAGACCACGGCUGUGGCCCGUAAGAAACUCGUGCUUUGUUAUUUCUGUGGCCAAAAGAAACAUCCUCGACAACGCUGUCCAGCGCGAGAAGCGACCUGCUCCAGCUGCGGAAAGCGGGGCCACUUCGCCAAGGUCUGUAAGUCUCAACCUCGAGCGGAGUGCAGCGCUGCGGGUGAAACGUGGGGGCCGCCAUCUUGCAUGCCGGGAUAUGGGCGGCCAUCCUUUGCCAAUACAACCCUGACACCUCCAAAUGCAGGAAUUAGCCGGAUACUCUCCCCUGCCUGUGGGCGGGAAGGUGUGGAGAAAUGA